AUGUCGCGCGCGAAUCCUCCCAACGCUUCGGGCUCCCGAAAGAUCUCGUUCAACGUGAGCGAGCAGUACGACAUCCAAGAUGUUGUCGGUGAGGGUGCUUACGGAGUUGUCUGCUCCGCGAUACACAAGCCCUCCGGCCAAAAGGUGGCCAUCAAGAAGAUCACUCCCUUCGACCACUCCAUGUUCUGCCUGAGAACGCUGCGUGAGAUGAAGCUGUUGAGAUACUUCAACCAUGAGAACAUCAUCUCCAUCCUCGAUAUCCAGAAGCCCCGAAGUUAUGAGACCUUCAACGAGGUCUACCUCAUCCAAGAGCUUAUGGAGACGGACAUGCACCGUGUUAUCCGCACCCAAGACCUGUCCGACGACCAUUGCCAAUACUUCAUCUACCAGACUCUGCGUGCCCUCAAGGCCAUGCACUCUGCCAACGUUCUCCACCGUGACUUGAAGCCCUCCAACCUGCUUCUCAAUGCCAACUGCGAUCUGAAAGUCUGCGACUUCGGUCUUGCGCGUUCUGCAGCUUCCCAGGAGGACAACUCAGGUUUCAUGACGGAAUACGUCGCAACACGAUGGUACCGUGCUCCCGAGAUCAUGUUGACCUUCAAGGAGUACACGAAAGCCAUUGACGUGUGGUCGGUGGGUUGCAUCCUGGCUGAGAUGCUGAGCGGAAAGCCCCUGUUCCCCGGCAAGGACUACCACCACCAGUUGACCCUGAUUCUCGACGUCCUCGGAACGCCGACAAUGGAGGAUUACUACGGAAUCAAGUCUCGUCGCGCGAGAGAGUAUAUCCGAUCGCUGCCCUUCAAGAAGAAGGUGCCCUUCCGUACUCUCUUCCCCAAGACGUCUGACUUGGCUCUUGACCUGCUCGAGAAGCUUCUCGCUUUCAACCCUGUUAAGCGCAUUACGGUUGAGGAAGCUCUCAAGCACCCCUACCUCGAGCCUUACCACGACCCCGAUGAUGAGCCCACCGCGCCGCCCAUCCCGGAGGAGUUCUUCGACUUCGACAAGCACAAGGACAACCUGAGCAAGGAGCAGCUGAAGCAGUUGAUCUACCAGGAGAUCAUGCGGUGA
This is a messenger RNA of Colletotrichum karsti, 1068 nucleotides long. Its product is annotated as mitogen-activated protein kinase. Lineage: Eukaryota; Fungi; Ascomycota; Sordariomycetes; Glomerellales; Glomerellaceae. Gene Ontology annotation, biological process: intracellular signal transduction; protein phosphorylation. The record is from RefSeq and is a predicted model, not a curated record. The transcript is spliced from 4 exons. Gene Ontology annotation, cellular component: cytoplasm; nucleus. The coding region runs from base 1 to 1068 and encodes 355 amino acids. Gene Ontology annotation, molecular function: ATP binding; MAP kinase activity.